This is a messenger RNA of Tigriopus californicus, 2696 nucleotides long. Its product is annotated as FMRFamide receptor-like. Gene Ontology annotation, cellular component: membrane. The record is from RefSeq and is a predicted model, not a curated record. Gene Ontology annotation, biological process: G protein-coupled receptor signaling pathway. Gene Ontology annotation, molecular function: G protein-coupled receptor activity. Lineage: Eukaryota; Metazoa; Arthropoda; Copepoda; Harpacticoida; Harpacticidae. The transcript is spliced from 9 exons. The coding region runs from base 831 to 2465 and encodes 544 amino acids.
UCGCCUUGGCCUUUUCUCUUGGCGUUCGAGGAGAAAUUACUCAGGCUUACUCUCGACGACCCCCCAAAAACGAGGGGCUCAGUUCGACUCGAAUGUUCAAGCAUCGUUAUUACGUCGUUUGACUUUGGAGACUCAAGAACAAUUGCAGCCCACGUUUUCUCAGCGUAGGCCCGAUCACAACCCCAUCUCAUAAAAAGACGGCCUCCGUUGUUUCUCCCGUUCUUCGGAGUCACCUAUUCACGUUUGGUGCCGGACUAGUAGCGCGUUUCCCAUUGUAUACCGUGUCUACCCACAGAUCUGGGCGGUAUCGUGGGCGGCACCAGUCAAAUUAUGGGCGGUGAUGCUGUUGUUGUUGUAACUGUUUGUUGUGGGUUUUGACCUGACCACGGUGCUUCAAUACCAUAUCCGAUCGAUUUGAAAGUGCUUCGCGGGAUCGGGCAAAGGGGAAAUUGCAAUUUCUCAGCGAUUUCCUGUCAAUAAAUCUCGUUUCCUCUCAAGAAGAACUUAAAGAAAGGUGCUUCGUGUGGCUAUAAGACCGGGCCACGAACCAGGGUGGGCCGUCUUUCUAACUACUAGACCUAUUCCUCGACAGAUACGCACUCAAACGUGAACAGUGUUAUCCGUGUUAUCCGUGUUAUCCAUGAAAUUUGGACAGAGAGAAGAAAUGCCCGCUUUUCCCACCACUCUGUGAUUUAUGACGGAAUUCAAGAACCAUCCCGAGAGCCGAGACCCGACACCCGCCGAGACCCGAGUCGAGAGGUGUGAGCCCAUGAAGUCCUAGAUAAACUCACCAAUCACUUGAGGGUUUGACUAGUUUUUGCCCCGGAAUAAUGGCCUCCCCAUCCACGACGAUCGAUUCAGCGCUAAUGGAGAAACAGGGUGCUCCCAUCAAUGGGAGUGCCACCACGAGCACCCUGGCGCCCCCCUUGUCAGUCGUAAAUUGUUCCAUUUUCGAGCCCAUUCCUUAUUGCGAUACUUGGGAUGCGUUCUUGGACAAAUACUCAUUGGCCACGGAAGGCAUUGGCUUGUUCAUUGUGGCCAUUAUUGGCAUCUUGGCCAACUCUCUCUCCAUUACCAUCUUGGCCCAACGAACGAUGAAGACUCAGAUCUCCGCGUUGCUCAUCACGUUGGCCGUGUUUGAUAUCAUGUUCCUGUUUUGUACAUUUCCUGUCUUCACUGUCAAUUCGGCCAACAAGUUCGUUGGGUACUUAAACCAAUGCAUUUAUCCUGAAGAAGACCCGUGGUCCCUGCUCACCCCCGGAAUGGCCUAUGUUUACAAAGUGUCGUUGCCGUUCCUCUACGGAUUUGUCCACGUCUCCAAAGUGGGGUCGGUGUUUACCACGUUGGCCGUGAGCUUGGAGCGAUAUUUUGCCGUGUGCAAACCUUUGUGGAUUCGGAUUCGUCGUUGUCAUCCCGCCAAUUACAUCGUCAUUGUCACUUUGUUUGCAUUUGGAUUCAAUAUCACCAAAUUUAUGGAGUUUGAGACCCAAACGGAUAACGGCGUUACGGACAUUUACCCGACCUCGAUCCGAACCAAUAUGAACUACAUCGUGUAUUACAACUUUUGGACCAAGACUCUCGUGUCCGAGUUGUUCCCGUUUGUGGCGCUCUUGUACUUGAACGCUUGCAUUUUCCGCGAUAUUCGUCGGAGCGUCAAAAUCCAGAAGAAUCUCCGAUGCACUCAAUCGCAGAAAGAGGAAAUCAAAUCGGCCAAUGUGGUGGUGGGUGUGGUGGCGUUGGCCAUAUUUUGUCACUCCUGGAAGAUUCCUCCCGAUUUGUACGAGGCCUACAUCAAGCUCAAAGGCGAAUCAGCUGACGAUCCGGAAUGUCCCGAGGUAGGCGGACAUACGACAACGAAUGUCAUUAUCGAGAUGUUCAUCGACACGGGCCAUCUCCUGGUGGGCGUGAACAGUGCUUCCAAUUUCUUCAUCUACCUUAUUCUCCGGAAGAACUUCCGUGCCGCCACGAAACGCUUUCUCACGUGCCAACCGGCCCCCGUGGCGAGCAACCAUUUCCGUCAUCCCACUGUCAUCACUCGAUCCACGAACAUCAGCGACAACGGACUCAAUCACUCACCGGUAACUGAUGAUGAGCUUUGUUCCGAGGAGGAAAAUGGCGGACGAGAGAUUAUUGAAAUGAAGAAAAUGAAGAACAGGAGGAAAGCAGGAGUUGGAGGCUCGGGAGUUGGAGGCUCAGGAGGCCGAGCCUCAGGAGGCCCGAUGCUCUCGCAUUCCAAUAACAAAAGCACUUACAGCAACUCUACGACCACGCCCAUGUCAUACAACUCCCAUCGUCUCCACGCCCCAAGCUUAAAACACAAUAAUCGUGCGGGUUCUAUGCGCGCCCAAAAUUCCCAGAUGCUCAACGCAGAGUCAGCUGUUUUGCUCAAUCAUCAAGGCGCCAGUGUGACCAUGAGCAAUCAGGGGAAAUUUGCCAAACAUGGAGAUUCCGAGCUUUACCAGUGAUCAAAGGAUUGUAUGAGUGUAGGAUAGUUCUUCGAAUAAGUGUGAAACCUAGAAGAGGAAAAAAGUGGAACACCCCAGCAUCAACCGAUUAUGGCAUAUGAUGAUCCUUCAUGUGAAUACACCCUCUUCCCCUCAUCCGUAAAUGCAGUAACAUUCAACCGUAUUUUGUACCACUGUAUUCAUUCUCUGUUGUAACUGUACUAUUUUUGAUAAUAAAAAGUCACCCUGUAA